GUUACAACAGACAACAGUGUAAAAACGUGUUACAAAUAAAUUAAUUACAAGAAACAGACUUUUAUUCAAGAAACUAAUGUUAAAACAUAACAUUUUUGGUCCUUCGAGCUUUCAAGAAUACCGUGAGUGCAAUAUCACAAUUUAUUAUUGUAUAUUAAUUUUUCUCGACAACGCCGACUACAAUAAAAAAUGGCGACACAAGAAGAUGGUGGCGAAAGAAAUAUCUUAGACAAUUUAAAAGUACAAAGAAGUUCCAUCAAAGGAAAACUUACUCGCAUAUUUAAUUAUAUACAAAAUUACGAUCUUACAAAUAAUAUAUAUGAGAUUAAAGCAAGACAAUCGGAAGUUGAUAGAAUCUUCCAGAAGUUUGACGAGGUGCAAUCCAACAUAGAACUUUUAGAUUAUGAAGAUACAACUCGGAACGAACAAGAACGUAGCAGUUUCGAAAAUAAAUACUUCAGUGUAAAGGCAAAAAUAGAGGAACUACUAUGCGGACCCAUUGUGCAACCAAGUACAUCAAACAUUUAUGAUCGUCUUAGCUCCAAUACGAAUUCAGACUACAGAAAACCCAGAGUAAAACUACCGCAGUUAGAGCUGCCGAAGUUCGACGGUGAUAUAAGACAAUGGCCUGCAUUCAAGAACAUUUUCAUGGCCUCCGUGGAUAAUGCUGACAUACCAGUCGUGAAUAAGCUACAAUAUCUGAAAACGGCAUUAACUGGCGAAGCAGCUGGUCUUAUAUCUUCACUACUAAUUACUGAAGAGAACUAUGUCAGGGCUUUAGAUAUUCUCAACCAAAGCUAUUGUGCAAAUACAAGACUCUUUGGGCAAGUGGGUGAACGCGCGAGCUCUUCUGGAUGCUGGGAGCCAGGUAAACAUUGUUACCCACAGACUAGCCUCUGCAUUGCGACUUAAUUUCCAGUAUGAUGCUUGUGUCAUACAAGGUGUUGGCAACAGUCAUUCUCAAUCACAAGUUAGUAUCAAUACAAAUAUUUCAUCUCGUUACAAUGAUUACAAAGCUAAUCUCACAUUUAUAGUGAUGGACAAUAUUGCAGUGCCAUUACCUCAUAACUAUAUACCCACACAUACAUGGCACAUUCCACCUAAGGUGACAAAUACUCUUGCUGAUCCUACAUUUUUCAUACCCAGCACGAUUGAUCUACUCAUUGGGGCAGAACUAUUCUAUUCAUUAUUAUUAACAGGCCGAAUAAAACUUGGUUCACAUUUACCUUUCUUAAUAGAGACUAUAUUUGGAUGGGUUGUUUCUGGUGCGUAUAUUCCAGAUACUCAACAACUUACAAACAACUGCAUAACACAUAUUAGUAUGCAUCUAUCUUAUAACUCUACAGACAAAUUACUUCAGGCUUUUUGGGAACAGGAGGAGUUGCCUCAAAAACAAUUACUCUCCCCUGAAGAUAAAUAUUGUGAAAACCUAUUCACAUCUACUACUAUGCAAGACAAUAAUGGCAAAUACAUAGUAGAUUUACCUAUACAAUCUGAAAAGCUUAAAAUGCUAGGUAAUUCUUUCAAAACUGCUUAUAGUUGCUUACUUAAACUUGAGUCAAGAUUUAACAAAGAUGCUAGCCUACAUAAACAAUACAAAGCAUUCAUUAAUGAGUUUUUAGAGCUUGGACAUGCACACUAUAUUGAAAACUUCUCGUCAUCAGAUGAACAUGCUUAUUACAUGCCUCAUUUUCCUAUCAUAAGACCUGAGAGUGUUUCUACAAAAUUACGCACAGUAUUUAAUGCCAGUGCUAAGACAUCUAGUGGUUUAUCUCUUAAUGAUAUUCUAUAUGAAGGUCCUAACAUUUACAAUGAUAUAUUUGAUAUAAUACUUUGCUUUCGACUUUAUAAAUAUGCUUUCAUUUGUGAUAUUGUUAAAAUGUAUAGAAAUAUCUGGGUUAAUCCUAAAUUUACAGCCCUACAGAGAAUUUUAUGGCGGAAUUCAAACACAGAACCAUUGAAAUGCUUAGAACUAAAAACUGUUACAUAUGGUACUAAGAGCGCUCCUUUCCUUGCUUGCCGCACAAUGCAACAUUUAGCUGAUAAAUACAUAAACACUCAUAAGCUAGCUGCUGAAUGUAUAAAGUCUAGUUCUUAUAUGGAUGAUUAUUUAUGUGGUGCUCAGUCCGUGGAGCAAUGUGUAGAAUUAUGUACUCAGCUCAUUGACUUAUUGAGUAAAGCUGGUUUCGAAUUGCAUAAAUGGUCAACUAAUCAUUCAGAGAUAUUAUCACAUGUCUUAAAGUUAGAUUGUACACAAACUGAGAACAAUCCUUACAACUUUUUAUCUCACACCCCAGUCAAAACUCUUGGUUUACAGUGGAUACCUACUAAAGAUGUACUUCAACUUUCCAUUCCUAAUUCAAGUGACAACUCUCAAUGUACCAAAAGGAAUGUUUUAUCUCAAAUUGCACAAAUAUAUGAUCCUAUUGGUUUACUAUCUCCUACAAUUAUAUUAGCAAAAAUAUUAAUGCAAGAUAUUUGGAAACAAAAUAUAGAUUGGGAUUCUUUAAUUCCUCAAGAAUUGUUAGAAACUUGGAAUAUGUUCAUUUCACAAUUACAUU
Messenger RNA from Papilio machaon (common yellow swallowtail), 2561 nucleotides. RefSeq lists its product as uncharacterized. NCBI's taxonomy places the organism in Eukaryota, Metazoa, Arthropoda, Insecta, Lepidoptera, Papilionidae. The transcript is spliced from 2 exons. The coding region runs from base 190 to 912 and encodes 240 amino acids. The record is from RefSeq and is a predicted model, not a curated record.